CGAGCUCUAGCUAGAGAUGCUGGUGUCUGAUUGUAAUUUGGGUAGUCUCAUGCAGCCCCAGCUAUGCACUGACAAUCGAAUUGCAGAUCUUGCGGCUGCCGCUGCUGUGAGAGAGACGUGUUCUCUAACCACCUCUGUUUCCUGCUCAGAAACGAAACAACACCCUGAAGAGACUGAGAGCACAGAGCCUGCUGAGAGCCUUCUGGUGACCUCACACCGCUUCUGAAGAGUACCACUAAUACCAGCUCUAUCAGUGCCUGCUGGUUCCGACCCGGUUCUGUUAACCCGCAGGACGUCACCCGUUCACUCCCCUUGAAGCCACAGAACGAGAGGCCGGCUGGCAGCAACACGAACCUUCAUGAAACCCACCAUGAAGAAAGCAGCGUCUCUGCUGCUGGCUCUGUUCAUUGCCGUGUGUUCAGAUCUGGUGAGCAGUCAAGGAGGAGAGGGAGAAGAUCAAACAGGUUCUGUCGAUGUGUCUGGCACCUCCGUCACUCUCACGUGCCCUUUAACAGGCACUGUGUCUGACCCAGGUUCUACUACAUGGCAAUACAAAGAAGAAGAAAAAAAAAUACCAGAUACAGAUGGUAAAACUCAGAUAACGUUACAAACAUACAACAGCACAAACAAUGGCCUCUAUAAAUGCUCUAAUGGAAACGAUCACUAUCAUUUUUACGUCAAAGUGAAGGUGUGUGAGAGCUGUGUGGAGGUGGAAGUGGUGCCAAUGAUUGGAAUCAUCUUUGCAGACCUGCUGGUGACUGCGGGUGUCGCUAUACUGGUGUACUACUGGGCUCAGAACCGCAAGGGGGCAUCUGCCAUGGCACCAGCACGCCCGGGCCGUCAGAAUCGCGCCCCCCCAGUCCCUAACCCUGACUACGAGCCGAUCCGCACUGGUAACAGAGAGGUUUACAGCGGACUGAACAAGAGAACAUAAAGUCCUUUAACCUGCCGGCUCGGAGACCUGGACCGCUCUGGAGAGACGAUGAAGAGAGAUGGGAAAGAGUGCUUAUCCACCAAUCAGCCUUCAUUUUUCAUGAUAGCUUUUCUCUUUCCGUUGUAAAUGUCCACCUUGCUGUAUUUUCUGAUGAAUUGCUUGUUUUAUUUUUGCAUUUUGGAUGUGUGUUAUUUUGUUCUUCGUUUUUGUUAAGGUAACUGUAAACAGUUUUAUAAAACGCAGACUUCUGUCAUUUAAAAAAAAAAAAUCAAGAAACUCCAAAUUAGAUCUGUAACAUGAAGAAACGCUCUGUUGUAAAUGUAUCAAAAAAUGAAUCUAUGAAAGAGUGGAAACACAUCUCAUCAAACAGCAAUAAUAUUUAUCUCUUUGACUGUUGAUUCUCAGCUCUGCGGUGCUUCGUGGAAACAACGCAUCUCUCAUGACUCUCAUGAAACUGCUGUUUGUGUACCAACCUUUUAGAAGAUAGUUUCCAUCUGGAACAAAUGAAUAAAAUACUGUGUUUGCAAAA
Molecule: messenger RNA, 1463 nt
Organism: Acipenser ruthenus (sterlet)
Lineage: Eukaryota; Metazoa; Chordata; Actinopteri; Acipenseriformes; Acipenseridae
Product: T-cell surface glycoprotein CD3 epsilon chain
Exons: 7
Coding region: 359-934 (191 amino acids)
Biological process (GO): cell surface receptor signaling pathway; positive thymic T cell selection
Cellular component (GO): membrane; external side of plasma membrane; alpha-beta T cell receptor complex
Molecular function (GO): transmembrane signaling receptor activity
Source: RefSeq, a predicted model, not a curated record